AGUGCCCGGAGGGAUGGUUUGGGCUGAGCUGUCGGCACCGCUGUCAGUGUGACAACGGGGCUGCCUGUGACCACGUCAGCGGGGCCUGUACCUGCAGCCCGGGCUGGCGAGGAACCUUCUGCGAGCACCCGUGCCAGGAGAACAGGUACGGCCAGAACUGCAGCCAGACCUGCCACUGCUUCAACAACGCCUCCUGCAGCCCCGUCAGCGGCCGGUGUCUCUGUGCAGCCGGGUGGACGGGCCCCACGUGCCAGCAAGCGUGCCCGGCGGGUUUCUACGGGACGAGCUGCCGCCAGCGCUGCCUCUGCCAGAACGGUGGCACCUGUGACCCUGCCACGGGGCUCUGCGCCUGCCCCGAGGGCUGGACGGGGCUGGCCUGCGAGCUGGCCUGCUCGCAGGGCCAGCACGGGACGGGCUGCCAGCAGCGCUGCCAGUGCCAGCACGGGGGGCUCUGUGACCACCAGAGGGGCCACUGCCUCUGCCAGCCCGGCUGGACGGGCGAGGAGUGCGAGAGCCCGUGUCCGGAGGGGCUGUUCGGGGCGCGCUGCGAGGAGCCCUGCGACUGUGGGCACAACGUGUCCUGUCACCACGUCACCGGCACCUGCGACUGUCCCCACGGCUGGAGGGGCCGGCGUUGUGAGAAAG
Molecule: messenger RNA, 645 nt
Organism: Merops nubicus (carmine bee-eater)
Lineage: Eukaryota; Metazoa; Chordata; Aves; Coraciiformes; Meropidae
Product: multiple epidermal growth factor-like domains protein 6
Exons: 5
Molecular function (GO): scavenger receptor activity
Source: RefSeq, a predicted model, not a curated record